This is a messenger RNA of Paramuricea clavata, 11413 nucleotides long. The record is from the annotation of a GenBank genome assembly. Lineage: Eukaryota; Metazoa; Cnidaria; Anthozoa; Malacalcyonacea; Plexauridae.
AUGGCUUUAAAACUGCCUGUUUUAAAUGUUAAUAGUUCUUCAGAUGUGGGAAUAACAGUACCAGGGCUAACGCAAAUUGAAUGGACCGAUGUAACAGAAAGGUCCAAACUCGGUGAAGGCAGCUUUGGCGAAGUAUAUUCGGCAAAAAUUAAUGACAAAUUUGUCGUAAUCAAAAAGCUUAGAAGACAGAAAAAACAGAAGGAGAGAGAUUUAUUUGUGAAAGAAGUGCGAAUACUAAGCGGUUUGCGCUGUAAACAUAUUGUGGGCGUCGAAGGCUACUGUUCAAACCCUGUCGCAGUGAUUCUCGAGUAUGUUUAUUUUGAUUUUAAACCCCUCGGAAUUGAUGGUGAUCGCAUCUCUUCUCUGAAUGAAUACCUGGAUUUUCUUUGCAAUGGUGAAGUCGUGUACCAGUUAUCUUUCCUUCAACAAAAAAUCGCACGGGAUGUCGUUACGGCUAUCGAUUAUCUUCAUGAUGGAAACAUUGUGCAUAGGGACAUCAAACCGAGAAAUGUGUUAGUCUCCAACACCCACUACUGUCACUUGACGGAUCCCCAUGAAAUCCAACAAGCUUGGUUACAGGAAGGCAUUGUAUGCAAACUUGCAGAUUUUGGUGAAAGCCGAUCCGUAUUGCAUCAAACUGCAACUAUUCACCACACGCGAACAACAAACCUGCAAAGAGGAACACUUGUAUACAACCCACCCGAGGCCGUGGUUGGCACAAAAAACCGUGUUUCUUAUUCCUUGGAGGAAUUAAAAUAUGGUGACAUUUGGUCCUUGGGGAUGCUUUUGUUUAUGUUGUUGAAUCCUGACCAGGAAUUUCCAUAUUCCCAAGAAAUGGAGGAUCUUAAUGUAGAGAGUGCUUCAGAAGCAAAAGAUGUGAUUGGAAACCUCAUGGACCAGAAAAAGAAACUAGCACAUUCCACCAAAUACGAUUCCCUUCGUGUUACUCAGUGGUCAUACAUUAAUGAAGCCUAUGAAAUGUGCACAUCUUUUCAACCCAGUCAAAGAGCCUCUGCACAUGAUGUGUUAACUGUGCUGUGUCAAGGUAAUUUGAAGAAUUUUAAUUAAUGAGCUUUAGUACUGUAAAUUGAAAUCACUAACUUUGACUCAUUGAAUUACAGUAGAUGAUAAAAACCAAGGCAUCGCACCACCACAGGUAAACUUUACACACCAUAUUUCCUAUAUUUACAGCCGUGGCAGUGGAAGAGUUCCUAAAAUUCUGUAUCAAUUCAUUUGCUUUAUACACGAACCAACUCAUUGAUCAAAUAUUUGAAAAUUUUACAACUUUUCGAAUAAUUGCAAAUUUGCCAAUCAUAAAGACACAGGAAGUGACCAGAAAUUAUCAAAUGAAUGAAAUUGUAAACAAUUGGUCAACGGUCCCAAAUAAAAUUGGUUCUUGUGAGCAGAUGAAUUGAUAUACGUUAUUUUAGGAACACUUCCAUUGCCUGCAUGGCUCAUGCUGUAACACCCUGGUUUUGAGGUGGCCCAUGGGUGCUUAUUGGGGGUGCAUACCCCCCCCCCCCACAGAGGUAAUAAAAAAUACCCCCCUCCCCCAAUCUGCAAAACAACAGUGUUCCUGCCAUAGUUUCCAUAAUUUUACCAUGAUAACUUUUGUAUUUUUAAAUAGCCAGAAGAAAAACCACUUCAAGAUUUAAAUGAAAAUCAGUAAGUUUUUAUGGGUAAUCCCAUUUUAACUCAUUAAUAAUCUGCAUUGUUCCCUGAUGCACCCUAGCUACUUUAUUAUUGCUGCAGAGCAUGUGAACCUGAAGCUACGAGCAAAGCAGCAGUCUAAUUUGUGCAUUAUUAAUAUAAUACCGGGUGGCCCAAAAAAAAGUACUCCUGUUUGAUUCGUAAUAACAUCUAAACAAGUAUAGCUUUUAAAGAGAAAUAACUUGCAUCAAAUAGAGGAAGGACUAACUUAGACUUUGAUAUAUUACAGUUGUAUUUCACUUAAAAAUUCACGGAGAUAUUAAUCUUUAAAUUCGGGAGGAUAUUUCUGGAUGUGUCUGAAAUAUGCAAAAAUCGGCGUAUCAAAUAAUAAUCAAGAUUUGCCCGACUGAAACAUGCACUAUUACCAGUAAAUAAAUGACACUUGACAAAUUGUUUAUUAUGAAACAAAGUAUUAUUAUAUCUAUUAAUCCUGCUCUAACCGAGAAAUAAUCAACUUUGUUUUGAACCCAUGAAAAACAUAAAAAAAUAGGUUAUUUAAGAAAAAUUGAAGCGCCUGCCUUGCAUGGUCUUUCAGUACCUUAAGUUUGCAAAGACCUAUUAAAUACUUACAUAAUUUUGAACGUUCAUAUUUCAGGAAACAAUAAGUUAAGACUUACAUGUAAGAUGUCUAAAUCUACGCCAUAUCCCUUACAAACCCUAACGACUAUUCGCUGAAAUACAAUUUACCCUGAUAUGUCAUUAAGCAAACAAACGCUGGAGUGAAAAUUUGAUACGCCGAUUUUCGCUAAUUUUAGACACAUCCCAAAAUAUGCUCCCGAUUUUGAACAUUAAUAUCUCCGUGAAUUUUUAAGUAAAAUACAACUGUAACAUAUCAAAAUCUAAGUUAGUCCUUCCUCUAUUUAAUGCAAGUUAUUUCUGUUUGAUAGAUUUACUUGUUUAGAAGUUAUUAUAAAUCAAACAGGAGUACUUUUUUUUGGGCCACCCGGUAUGUUCCUUUUAAAAAUCAGAGACAGAACAAGUGGUCUCCCAAAAAGCACAGCCCAAUCAGGGAAGGAUGUUGUAGUGGACAGUGUGUGUUCUUACCAGAAGAAACUUGACGGUAACACAGUAAUUUCAGUACAGUAGCAAGUUAAGGAUUUACAUUGAUUCAAUUUGGUCUUAUUCUAUCACAAAAUUUUAUCUGCCAUUUCAAUGCUUGCAUUAGCCUUAAGGCCCAUUUACACACGAUCCAACAUGAAGUUGUAUACGAUUGUCAUUCUGACGCAUUCCUGUUCAUCAGUUUAUGAUGAAGUUUCACAAAUUUAUUUGAGUAUAUAUGAACGACUUACGUGAAGUACUUUUAAGGAGGGCCCUGAAGAGGGGGGAGGGGGGGGGGUGGUCUAGAUCCCAUUUCCCAGCCUAAUUUCCCAGUCUGUAGCUGUUCUGAAAGUUAUUUCACUCUGAAAUGUCCAAGUACAACUGUCUUUAUAUUGGCAUUUGGGUUUUCCCAUUCCCAUUUUUGAGUCCUUCAUUCCCAGUAACCCAAAUCCCAUUUCCCCAGUCCAAAAAUACACAAAUCACAGUUCUCAUUUACCCCUUCAGGACCCUCUUUAAGAGUGCUCACCAGACCAACUAUCUGAAAUUUAUUUUUAAGUUCGUUCAAUGAUCACAACGCCAACUGGACAGCUUGAACUUAACGGGAAAAAACAACAAGGAAAAAACCCAUCACAGGUAAAUACACAAUGCCAUCAAUGGCGUAUAUUUAUAAAGGGGUAAUACAAUACGGGUGCGGAAGAUAUAUCCGUGCACUGACAUUGAAAUACUGUAUAGUAUUUGAUGGAUUCAUGGAGAACACUAACAUAGAUCUAUAUCUUGCUUACAGAGAUUCCAUGCUAUUUUUUUACAAUGUUUGAAUAUUGGAAAAUAUAAAGGGUUUUCGUUAAAGUUUAGGUUAUUCUGAUAUGUCGUAAACAGCUCAUGCAAUCUAAAUUUUUAAAAUUUUGACAUGGGUACAACGUACUGUAACUGGACUAGCCUACAGUAUUGUUACAGUACUGCCGGAAUGUAAAUGUUUCUUUUUGUAACUAUAGUUAGUGGAUAAUUCCGAUCAGGAGCCAAAUGUGAAUGAAGAUAGAAGUGAUGUAAUUGAAAAUCGGUAAGAAAAUUUUGUGAAAGUAUAUUAUGUACAAUUUUAUAAAUUGUACAAUAUCAAUACAGUAAUAAUUAUACUUUAUUGAAAGUUUUACACAAAUUUUUAUGUCACAGUAUUAAUGACAUUCAGAUAUUGAUCAGCAAUAAUGCCAAUGGCUAUUCUCUCUAGACUUUCCCAUGUUGAGGUUCCUUCCUAAAUGGGGGGCGCUAGGAAUGUUCAGUAUGAGAAAUUUCCGGUAUCGGUAUACCGAAAAAAUUAUACCAAUAUUAUCGGUAUACCGGUUUUCCUUUGAUAAUUAUAAAGGAAAAUUCUUUAAUGGGAAUUUCAAGGAAAUUUUGAGUAAUUCUAAAAGGAAAAACGAUAAUUUUGAAGCUGUUUCGAACAUGUUUCGAAUGACACAUACUCAGUGUAAAAUCUCACCGAAGUGGAAAUUCUAAAUCAUUGCACUAGAAAGUUCUCUGCCAUUCAGUAGUAAAAUAAAGGUUAUGGUUUUGCCAUAUAGUUGGUAAAUUUAACACAAUAUACCGAAAAAUUCCGGUAUAUCCGAAAUUUCGGUAUUUCGGUAUGGUUGAAUAUCCGGUACUGAUAUACCGAUAUUGAUUUAAUACCGAUAUUUUCGGUAUAUCGGUAUACCGAACAGUCGUAACCCCCGCCCCUAAAUGUGAUAUUUCUCCGAAAAUUAGAGGGGAAAUGACUGCACACAUGAGAAGCAGAGACAAAUCAGGAAAGGAGUUAUUUGUUCAAGUGGUGUACAGUGUGGAUUCUACCCAAAGUGAAGGUAACACACCAAUUAAAAACAUAAGCAAGUUUUGCAUUCUCAUUUAAUAUCUCCAGGCUUGUGUUCAGUCCUAAUUCAAAACUAUUUGUUGCUCAUGCCAACCUUAAACAUUAUUACCUUAGUGAAAUUAGUGGAUAACUGUAUUUCUAAAAAGAUAGAAAAAAGCAUGGACUAAUGUGUUAAACUACAGAAUGUAUGUAGCACUGUAAUUAUUGCAUUGCUAUAUAAGCUAGUACAAUACUGUGAAUUUGCCAAUUUCAAGCGCUAUCUAUUUUUUUGUAUUUGAAUGCCACUUUUUUUUUAUUUGUUUCCUUUUAUUUAGUAAUAAAUUUACGUGGUGUUUCCACAAACAAGAACAAUUAAACAAGUUAUGUUUCCACAUACAUUUUAGAAUAUGGUGUACCAGCCGAGAAGAGUGACUUUCCUGCUGGAGAAACAAGUCCUGAACGCGAGUCACCUGAUAGCUUUGGGGCCGCAAAAGGUAACGAAGAGGUGCGUUCUCUAAUUGCCAUUAGAAGAUAUGUAAUAAAUGAUUAGUGUAAUAUAUUUUAUGCAUUUACUUUAUAAUCUAUUGUUUACCGUACAGUAUAUCGGUAUAACAGUAAACUCCCAUUAUCAAGAUGUUUAAUUAAAAUCAUUUUACAGUUUUAAAAUUGUGUCUUCAUUUACACAACAUAAUUUAAUCUAAAAAGGCUGAUUUCCCCUGUUGCGUUUUCAUACGUAUACGCACCUGCCUCGUACCCAGGCGCUUACAUGAAUCAUGUAAACUCGUCAUAUGCGCAUCACUGUUUUUUUUUACAAAGAGACGCCUGGGUACGAGGCAGUAUACGCACGUAAAACCAAUCUCGUUCCCCGAGCCUGCGAUCCUCGGGAAGGAACGCGAGCACUCAGUGAACGCGAGGCUCUGGGAUAAUCCGUUUCAGGGAGGAAUCUGAUUGGCCAUUGAAAUGGAAUGCGUAGUUCAAUCUUAGCCAGGAUUCUUGGCUUCCGGUAACAGAUUAUUCCGAGGAUCGCAGGCUCGGGGAACGAGAUUGACGUAAAACUUUAAAUCCGUAUAAAUGUUACUUAUGAAAUAAACAAAUAAACGAAGCAAGUUUUACGUGCGUGUACCUGCGUUCCAAAAACGCAACAGUAGAAAUCAGCCUAUAUAGUGUGUAGGCGCGAAAAUUGAAAUAAUCUAUAUAUGAACGAUUCAGUGCAUGUGAUGUUAAUAUCAUCCAACCCAAACAGUAUAGCUACUUGUGAAUAUUCUGUUUAAAGAUGCGGUUUUAAGGCUCGUUUACACUUGUCUUAGGUGCUAUUUUCUUCUUUGAUGGAUGUAAACGAGUGGACGAGUUAUGAACGUUCGGUACAUAUACUCAGAGCAUUCAUAACUCAUCUACAUGUACUCGUUUACCUCCAUCAGAAGGAAAAAAUCGCACUAGAAAUCGCAGAAAAAUUGCAAGACUAGUGUAAACAGCCAAACAGUAUAUAAUUCUUAAUAUAACAGAUUUUAUGUAUUUCUUCAAACCAAUAAUUAAACAUUUUGUUAAUUUUAUGUCCAUCUGCAGGCAAGUUUAAUUGAAACAGACAAUGACUGUGUCAAUGUUACAGAUAAUUCAGAAGCCCAGUCAGCAAGGUAUAAACAUUAUUUUAUUAUUUUUGGAAAAUAUCAAGGAAUUUGACAAUUCCACUUGAGUAAUGCCAUGCCUCCUUGCAAGUUACUUGUAGUUGGUAGAAUCUAAUUGUUUGCUCGAAUGUAUUACACCGGAAUUUUGUUCCCUCGCAAAAGCAAAACGCAUUUUAAGAGCAGAAUAUCUGGUGUGGAAUUAAAUACUAAACUUAAAUUCGAAUACUAAACUAAAUAUAAUAAGGUUGUAUCUAAUUUAGAUUUUAUGCUUUUUUAUUGGAAAAUAACAAAGCUUUUCUUUUUAAUAGCGAUACUGAAUUCGACACAUUUGAACCAUUGGGUGAUGCCUAUAAAGGAGAUGCCAUGAUUCCGGUGUUUUCCUGGUCUAAAAAAGCCUAUACAGCCGAAGAAUUGGUUUGCAUUCUUUUGGGAGAAUACAGCGAGGAACGUCUCUGUAUAUCACAGCCCGUUAACAUCUCACACAAUGUGACCUUUUUAGUUCAAAUGAGUCAUUUAAAACAUCCAGACGACAUUAAAUGCGAUGAUAUGGGCAGCUGGAAACACAAUGGUUCGCCGAAACAUUGUUAUUGCGUCACGAAGGGUACAAAAGGGAUUACAAGUAUCCAAUCCUUAAUAACGAACCCAUCUGAACCUGCGGAUGAUGUGUACGUACUGAAAAGGGUAUAUUACCAGAAUAGCUCGGACGAGACUAUCAGGAAGUUGGUCGCAAGAUUGGAAGGUUAGUGUAUUGCUAAGAUUUUUUAUUUUAUUACUAUAGCAUUGCAGUAGCCUCGUGGGGAUGCUUUUAGAGACAGCUGCAAUUAAAAUUUUGAAUUGUCGCGUGUAGCAUCACAAUAUAGUAAAUAGAUAAAUUGUAUAAGUUUCACAAAGCAAGUUUCUGAUGUGUAGGCUUGUUUCAAACGUCACGCUACUCGUGUGCCGAGCGCAUUAAAAGCAAUAGAUAAUGAGAUGAAAUGCCGUUGGCAAUUGUUUAUUUCGUAGUGUAAGCCAUCAGCUUUUGUAGGUUGGCAGCGACCCCUAUAUAGUUCUGGCAGUGUCUUUUUCAAUUUGAAACUUCACACUAUCCUUGGAUCCCUAGUUUAUAAAAGCGCCAUGGCAUAAAAGCACGCCCCGACCUACCCGACUCAAAGUUCUAGACGGAAGGCCUUGGCUCGGAAAUUAAAGUCUUAAUCGAACAAGGUCAACGUCCAUUGGGGGAAAAGGAAACUUUACGAAAACAUUAUACUCAUCUGUAUACUAGAAAUACAUGCAUGCAGCAACCCCUCGCCUUUUUUAACAGAUGAGGUAUAGAAAUUCCAUUCAACAUGAAGUACUCCAUGUUCAAAAUAGUAAUAGUCGCUAUGGUAACAUGAAAAUAAUAUGAGAAAAUAAUAGGAGAUAAUUUUUUACAAAAAGAAUCGUUGAUUUUCAUAAUUUGUUAUUCAAGAAAUGUAACGGUAUUAAAGCGUUUCGAAACUUUGCCGUGGAACUGCAGGGGAAACUGAAACACUCGUUUUGUUGACAGUAUAGUCAGUAAUUUGCUCGAAAAUACGGUAAAAUAUAUUUGCUUUAUAUAAGCAAAAGCUAGUUUUUGAGUUAUACUUUGGUGAAGCCAUAUUUGCUGUAGGUAACAGACCAUUAUAAACACGCAUAAAAACACUAUACGCUGUAUUAAUUGCCCUAAAUAAACAAUAUUUAGAAUCACUACAUUUAUACAUUUUCAUGUAAAUACCAGCUUGCAGAAAAAUAUAUUAUUUAUUGAGUCAAAUGGCAUAAAAAUUUCGUCGAUAUGAAUGAAAUCGAAAAUACAAAGCAAGUACGGUAUGAAAUUUUUAUACUGAAAUGUUUAUAACACUUACCCAAGAUAGCCAAGAGUCAAGAUAACGAUUAAAUUUUAUAUUAAAAACAUCGAUCUGGUUCGUCUUCGACAAAAUUCGUGUUUAUCAGUUUAUAACUUUAUGCAUGCCUUUCACACUUUGUUUCACGGUUGACAGCCACUAAUUCAUGAAACUGCAGGAUUUUUUCCAGUUAAAUAGCGAAAUACAUCGCAGAAAUAUAUUGUAAAAUAUCAAAAUACAUCUUUGCAAAAUGAAAAACAAUAUUUUUAGAAUUUUAGGACGAGCUAUUACACGUACAUGCGCAAUAACAUCGAAGACCGUCCAUCACAUAAUGGAGGACAACUUUGCACUUCGCUAUGUUUUCAAAUACCCGGGUGUAAAUAGCCGGGCGGAAUUAGUACCCUCGCACGGCGCUUCGCGCCGCCGGCUCGGGGAUAAUUACAUGACCCUGUCAAAAAUUAUAGUUCGAAUCCCGCUUUCAUAAUAAUAUGAAACUAGCAUGUCAACGACUAAACAAAAUGACUAUUUUCUUUAGACAAUCAUGGAAAUCCUUUACCUUACGUCUUGGUACAGUACUUAUUUAAGGGAAAAGAACACGAGCUGGAGCGAGUAAUGCCUCACGGGAGUGCAAAGACCACUAAAUCUUCUUACAGACGAUUACAGCCUAGUACCAGAGAAAAAUUGAAAAUUUCCGUACACGAUAAGGAAAAAACCACUAAAGAGAUCCUCGACAAAGUUUAUCGUGAAUCCGGUGAUGUAACACAUGCUAGAUCUGCUAGUGAACUUCCGAGAGGACCAAAAGAUCUGUAUAAUGCAAGACAUCUGGCAAAACAAACGGAUGGGCAUGCUGAACAUACGAACACAUGUGCACAUGCUAGCAAACCAAACGAUACACCAAGUGUUACAAUUGAAGAUGUUUGGACGCUUCUUGAGCGUGCUAAACGCGAAGAAGAACAAUCAAACGAAUCUGUGUUCAUACGGGAGUGUGCCAUUCAUCCCUACCUUUUCAUUGUCCUUGCGAACGACAGACAGUUGCAUGAACUAACUCAAUUCUGCACCAAGCAGGACGAAUUCAGCGUGUCUGGAGUUGAUCCCACGUUCAAUAUAUUUGAUCGGAACAUAAGUUUGACAGUAACGACAUUCCGAAAUUUGAAGUUAGUCAAUCCAAACACAAAUAAACCGCCAGUUUUCAUCGGGCCAUUGAUGAUGCAUCAACAUAAAGAUUGGAAAACUUAUUCCAAAUUUUCUCACGCAUUAACUUCUGCAAAACCAGAGUUGGAAGGCAUCCUUGCAUGUGGCACAGAUGGAGAAACGGCACCGAUAAAAGGAUUUCAGCGUAACUUUCGUUUCGCCGUUUUCCUUCGCUGUUUCAUCCACUUCAAGGAAAACGUAAAACGCGAGCUCUCUUCCCGAGGAUUCCCUGCAGACGUGAAAAAGUUAUUCAUGGAUGAAAUCUUUGGGACACAAGAUGGAUCUUGUAAGUUUUACGGACUCGUAGAUCGGGAUUCCGAAGCUGAAUUUGAUGAUAUGUUGCAGAACCUACAAGGUGCCUGGGAAGAGCGAGAAAGUCGUCGUAGUGAUGGUAUUAAGCAAUCCUUUUUCGAAUGGUUCAAGAAUAAUAAGGUAACACAUUAUAAUUUUACUUUCAGUAAAAAAAAAACUAGUAUAGGUGCGUUUCAUCGUGACGUAACAAAAUUUGACCAAAACGUUUCGAUCAUUUUUGAGGUCAUAUUAGAAUCCACGUCUUAAUCUUAAAGAUGAUUUUUUAACUAAAUUGUACGUAUGACAUUUAAAACAGCCUUGGAACAAAAUGCUGUAAAAAAUUCAACCCAAAUCGCCGUGACUGGAGGAGAAAUACGUGAAUCGACAAAAAUAUGAAACACAAAGUGCAAUUACGGUACCAUUAUGUAAUGGCUGUAUCUUUGUUACUCCGCUCUGGCUGGCAACAGUGAAAGAAUUCUGCACUGUUAGAUAUAUAGUUAGUUUGGUGGCAUACCCUAUAUGCAGUUUUAUACACAUUGAUAGCGUACGUAUUCAGGUUUUGUUUUUAUCUUAGGCUGAAGACAUGAAAACAUCCAUGAUAAGACCCGUUCGCACUGAGGCUGGGCUCGGAAAUCCGCCCGUCGAGUAUACCAAUAACGAUCCAGAAUCUGCAAAUUUUUUAAUUAAACACGGUCUUCAUUUCAAUGCGCAAAAGCCACACCAGUUUAUUGAAAAGAUCAAAGACAUUGUGGAAACUCAGCAACGAAAUGAAGAUCGCGCUGUGUACGGAAAGGGACAAUACCGUCUGAGGAAAGAAUUCCAACACUUGGGUGUGGACGAUCACCAACGAAGCCAAAUGACACCUUUGCAAACGAAAAAGAAACUGGCGUCUUACUUGAAUGCGGGUAUGGACCAAAAGAAAGAUGUCACUGCAGAACUGGUUAACCAAAACAAGAACGUUGAGACAACGUCAGCUUCAGACUUUGAAACUGCUGUUCGAAGUGCGAAUAUUUUGAAUGUGCCACCUUCCAUAAUAGAUGGAAUGAUAUCGAAAGCGAGCAACCUGUUAUCUACGCCUGGAAACGUCAUCCCAAAACCCGGCGCGACUGAUGGCUCAUAUAUUGUAGCUGGGACAGCAAACAAACUUCACAGCGUGAAACCUGGCAAAGGUGGAUCAUGGACAUGCGACAGAACGUGUAUUAACAAUUCAACCAAAAUAUGCGAACACACUUUGGCAGUAGCCCAAGCUACCGGGCGGUUAAGCGAAUUUCUCACGUGGUUUGGUCGUACAAGGAAACGACCAAAUAUGAUGGGAAUGGUAGAACAAGGUGGUCCGAAAAGUGCUGGAAAGAAACCAUCGUCGAGAAAGCGUUCAAAUCUUAAAUCUCAGCCUGUCAACGAAUAUGUCGACAUCUUCGAUCGUGAAGCAUAUGCACGCAACGAGACCUCGAGUCGAGAACGAAGCAGUUCGCACACGUCGUUUCCGUCUAUGACUGCAUUUAGCCCUUGGGAACCAAGAUCAACACCAAGAACAACUUCAACUACUCAUGGUACCUGUGAUUCUGCAGCCUUCUUCAAACGAGUUAUGCCACCUUCAAGUAGCGGCUACCGCUUGGAAACAUCACCUUCCCACCCGAGUUCUUCAUACUCAACCCCAUUUGCUUUACAAACUGAUACGCCCACAUCGACUGCGAUACGCCCUCAACACUGCCAUUCUGUUGUUUAUCAACAGCCACUUAUCAACAACCAUCAACAACAAGCUACGCCUUCACCGCAACGUUAUGCCAACACAUCGUAUUUAGCGACUCCCAGCAAUUCUCGCAUCUGUGGUAUUUCACAACCUUCUGCGUCUGUUUCUGUCUUUUAUAACUCCACCCCUUCGCCUUUAUCAUCUGGAGCUUCUG